This is a messenger RNA of Rhagoletis zephyria (snowberry fruit fly), 293 nucleotides long. RefSeq names its product 1-phosphatidylinositol 4,5-bisphosphate phosphodiesterase classes I and II-like. The record is from RefSeq and is a predicted model, not a curated record. Lineage: Eukaryota; Metazoa; Arthropoda; Insecta; Diptera; Tephritidae.
AGAAAAUAUUUUACGGAAGUGUUGGUAAUUCGAAGCGCAAAUGUAUGUGUAUCGCUCAACUUGUGGAAUUUCUCAACAAAACUCAGCGUGAUCCACGCUUGAAUGAGAUUCUACAUCCUUAUGCGAACGCAGCUAGAGCCAAGGAGCUUAUACAGGAGUAUGAGCCGAACAAGUUCAACGCCCAAAAAAAUCAGUUGAGUUUAGAUGGCUUCCUGAGGUACGUACUUAAUGUCAGACGACAAUCCCAUUGUGGCGCCUAGCAAAUUUGACUUAUGUGACGACAUGGACCAGCC